Polychytrium aggregatum is the source of this 1660-nucleotide messenger RNA. RefSeq lists its product as uncharacterized. The transcript is spliced from 2 exons. The coding region runs from base 165 to 1382 and encodes 405 amino acids. The record is from RefSeq and is a predicted model, not a curated record. NCBI's taxonomy places the organism in Eukaryota, Fungi, Chytridiomycota, Chytridiomycetes, Polychytriales.
UGAGGCGCAAAAGAACCAGAAGGGCGCGGCCGCAUUUGCGGUUUUUUGCGCCCGCAAUCUUGGGCGAUCGGCCGUCUGGCAUCCAUCUGGAACCCAUCUGGAACCCAUCUGGCAUCUGCCCGGCACUUGGCCCCAUCUGCGAUCCCAGUACCCCUCUGCGACCCAUGCCAACUGGGCCGGCUCUCACCCCGGGGCUGUUUCCCCGCAGCAUCAAAGCCGGGACCGGCCAUGUCGUCGUCGGGCCGAUGCAAGACUCGAGCAUGUGGCUCCCUGAUCGGCACAGCGACACCGCCCAGCAGUCAGCGGGCUUCCAUCGGCUCUUCGACAUCCUGAGCGACCAGGGAUAUCUGCUCCUACGGGGGCUCCUCUCACCCACCAAGGUCGCAGCAGCCAGAGCCCGGAUCACUGACCACCUCGACCAGAGCGGAUUCUUGAAGCCUGGAGCGCCAAAGGACGAGGCCGCCAUCGACAUGGACCGCUAUCGCUCUGACAUGCUGCGGCCGGGGCUCUUGGAGCGACAGGAGCUUGCUCACCAAGAGCCCCUGCUCGAUUUAUUUGAGGACCCUAGGCUCUACUGGCUCUUCCAGGGGCUGUAUUUGGCAUGGGAUAGUGUCGCUCGGUCGGAAAGGGAAGGGCCGGAGCAGAUCUACCCCGAUCCAAAGAGGAGGCGACUGGACCUGGUGUCGGAGCAAGAGCCCUUUGAAGACAAUCGAGCAGCACAACGGGACGCAAGUCCAGGCAGUGACAAUGUCAACGAUAGCGAUAGCGAUGACGAUGCCGAUGAGGAGUGUGACGACGAUGAUGAUGAUAACGGUGGUGGAGAGCGUGACGACGAUGACGAUGCCGACGGUGAUGGCGAAGACAACGGUAGUUGCCGAGCACCUUGCGGACCGAGUGCAGAUAUCUCCACCGAGCCUCGCUGGGGCAUCAAAACGCUUCCGUUCAAGUGGCUCCGGGCUGUCGGACCCGAUCUCUUCACCGGCCCACAUCUGGAUCGAGUGUAUCUAUCCUCCCGCUCCCCGCGGCUUCUGACCGCCUGGAUCCCAUUGGGUGCCAUCGCGAUCGAGAUGGGCUCACUCAUGGUCGUUCCCGGCUCCAACUCGUCGCCACAGUUCCACCCGCUCAGGACCAACUACGGCGCAUCCUCGGUCGGAAAGGAUGGAACGGCAUCGGGAUGGAUAGCAUCCGAUCCAAACGAAAUCGAGGGCAAGACUGGACUGCCGCAGGACACGGUCCAGUGGCUGGGUGCGGACUACCAGCCAGGCGAUGUCUGCAUCAUCGGUCUGGAUGUGCUGCAUAUGACCUCCACCAACACCACAGACCGCUGGCGGAUCAGCUGCGAUACUCGCUGGUUCCCCGCUGGCGAUCCCUCGCCAUUCUAGGCGGCCGACCAAAGAGGCGUCUCGCGGCCGGUGCCGCGACUCUCACGCCUGUCGACCCUCGCACUUCUAUGAAAUGAAGCUUUUUGGAAUUGUAGAUGCGAUUCUGCGUCGCAGUUGUUCAGUCGCAGUUGACAUGGGCAAGGAACUAGGUGGGUACUGGGGCUGAUCUAGUACCUGGCAUUGGGACUCAAGCCACUGCCGACAGCGCACUGGUAACCGACUGUUUACAGGCGAUCCAAUAAAAAACGGGACACCCGGGAUUUUGACCAUUCAUCGAA